AGAUUGUUUCACAAAAAGACGGAAGAAUUCGUAGUCUGGACAAGAAGACACCUCUUUUUUUCAGUGGAUGUUGAUACUUCUCCACCGAACUGGAACAAGCUGUUUUCGUUCACCCGUGUCCCUUUUAAAAAAAAUUAUAAUUCUUGUCUAUGUCUUGUUGAUUACGUAAACUUCGGUUGCGCACCCAAAAUUUACAUCUUUGGUGGGGGAGCUGUCACCCGAUCGAUGAGAGCCACCAGGUCGUCCAUGCCGAGCAUGGUGCUCCCUCUACCGGCGGCCGUCAAGGAGGAGCCGCGCGAGAUCUCGUGCGGGGCUAAGCUCGAGGCCAAGCUCGAGGCCAGGCAGAACGAGAAUAUGAGCUCAACCACUACGGCCGCCACAACCAACAGCAACACCACCUGCCGGGGUGGGGUGGCCCAGCAUCAGCGGUCCGAGGCGCAGCUGUCGCGGGAGGAGAGGCGCCGUCGACGGCGGGCCACCACCAAGUACCGCACGGCCCACGCCACCCGGGAGCGAAUCCGGGUGGAGGCCUUCAACGUGGCGUUCGGAGAGCUCCGCAAACUGCUGCCCACGCUACCCCCAGACAAGAAACUUUCAAAAAUCGAGAUUCUAAGACUCGCCAUUUGUUAUAUAUCAUACCUUAACCACGUCCUCGAUGUAUGACGGCUGCCAAACAGGACAACCGACAUUAUGCAAGUACAUGCUGAAUCGUUUCAAGAACGAACAGUGUCUUGGGAUUUCAAGCUGUUCAUGGUGACAGACAACUGAGGUGGAAAGCUUACGGUAGCACCGUGCAAGGAUACAAUCUCUUUGUGAGUCUGUAUGGUUCUGAAAAGAACCGUGAGGAACGUUGAAAAUGCAAGGAUACGAUCUCUUUGUGAGUCUGUAUGGUUCGGAAAAGAACCGCGAGGAACUCAACGUUCCUCCCGGUUCUUUUCAGAACCAUACAGACUCACAAAGAGAUCGUAUCCUUGCAUGGAACAGUGUCUUAUAAAACAAAUCGUGUAUUUAACCAAGUGCACAUACAGUAUUCCAUAAAUGCACAGAUUAUUGUAACUAUUACAGAGUAUGAUAACACAAUUUUGUACACUAUUUCUCUUAGAGGCUAUUCACCAGUGUUGCUUUUAGCACAGUAAGCGAUGUGUGUAACUGGGAAAGUAAUACGUUAAUCUGACGAAGCUUGCGAAAAUAGACAAAUGUCUUUAACAUUCCCAAUGUCUCCAACUAUUCUGGGCAAUGAUAUCGACCUUAUUAAAAAAAGAUCUGUUCGUUAUUUGUUCUAUGACACCUGACCUGGCACACCCAAAGCUAUCGGGUUAAAGGUCACAUGAAAGAGGGAGGGAGGAUAAUGGAUGAUAUUCGAAAUUUUAAAAAGACCUUAAAAGUUUUUAGAAAUUUUCUUUCUCAGAAGAACCCUUUCCUGUAAAGUUAUAUUACGCACAUCGCUGUCAUAAGUACAGAAACCUGUAUAAAUGAGUUUGACAGGGGAAAGUGCAAAGUUUUAGCCUACAAUGUAUGUCAUUGUUUCGUCAACAGUGAUGCCUAAAGUGUAGCCCUAAACUUACGCCGUGUCUUGCCUAAUAGUGCGUGUGCACAUAUUUCAUUGUGUCAAAAGACUCCCAAGGAAGUGUGUUAAGAGUGUAUGCUCUGUUGGUGCGUGACUUAAAAUGCCGUCUUCUGUGUGCUGUAUGAGUGAUUUCGUGUAACGGAAUUCACAUAAAAAAAUCGGGACCCAAAAUUCCUUAAUCGGUACACAGAGGUCAUUGAAGCCACUGCCGGCCAUCUUACUGUGCCAGAUGCAAAGGUAAUACCGACUGCCAUGUUUGUCCUGUUCCCGGUAAAGCUGUUGGUAAUAAUGAUACAACUUCACAUAUUGAUAAAAGGGAACAGGCUAUUAUUCUGCCAGCCUCAGUUUGGUUAUUUUUGAAUGGUACACUGUAAAAACAACGCUUGGAGUUUAAAUACAUUUCUGUACACAUUUUGGUAACCACUUUUUAAAAAGGUUUAACCGCGACAUGGUUAUGUUAUGCAUUUAGGAAUGUGUUAAAAUUCUCAGCAGAUUUAAAAAAAAUAUAGCCAGCAAGAUAUGGAACGGAGGGGAACCAGCCCCUUUACAUGUCCAAUCCCUAUACACACUCCAGACUAUUGUUACCUAACACAUCCUCCUACUAGAUGUUUAUAAAGAAUUCCUGAGAUUCCGAUCAAACAGUGACCGACACAAAGGUAGGGGGCGCUCUCCAUACCAUGUCUUGCUUCAUAUGUCAAAUAAAGCUGAGCAUGUACAAUAGAAAAGCGUUUAGCGUUUAAAUACAUUCCCAAACACAUUUUUAAUAAACAUGUCCUGGGAUGAGCGUGUGGAAAAAGUGAGUACAAAAGAAGUGUUUCAACUCUAAACGUUGUUUGUUCAGUACAGAAAUGCAAGAUGGCUGCCCCAUGAUACAGGUCUAUUGUUCCAAUGGCACCCGGGCCAACCAUCUAAUUUGUGUUCGGCACAUUAAAAUGGCCGCCGGAGGCUUCAUUGGGGACAAAGGCAUUGUCCGUAGUCUGUGUAGGCACUUUUCAUCCAGGUGACGGGACAGCUUCCUCGUAAUCAGACGGUACUUUAUCCCAGUUGCUGUUGAUACCUAAAAAUCUGUUGACUCGCCCGACUACCUUGUCUCUAUACGGUAGUGUAGUAAUUUAAUGAUGGUGUCGAUUCCGCUUGACGGCAAAAUAAGAACACUACAAAAGGUGGUCCAAUAAGACUUUGUUGGCAAAAUGUUCCAUAUUCUGAAACCGCGACGGUUGACGUUUGUAGAAAAGCAACCUCAAGCAUCUUCUUCUAGAAACUAUAGGCCUAAAGCAUUAAGAGCCAAAACCCAUGGCAAAAACUGCAUUGUACGCUGGUCUCGUUACGCUCGUGUCAGAAAUGGUUUGGAAUAGGUAGCACAGGCCACACGGCCUAUUUAACAUGGAUGGUUUCGGCUACAGCAUGUAGAUGAAGCCGGUGAUGCUGUCACGGGACAUUCCCGACGGCCCCCUUCAAUGGUGGAAAGCAUUAUGUUGAGGUUUCUUCGACUAUCACAGCUGCCCCGGAAACCUUGCUACGUACACCAAUUUUUGCUGUGUCUGCAGCCAUUAAGGGGGGCCACAGAGAAUGUCCAGGAGUAACGUAACCGUGGCCACCACAUUAAUGUUUUAAUCAAUAGCAGGAAGUCAGAUGCAUUGUUUGCCUUGGUUGUCUCCUCCUGUAGCCAACCAAUGGCCCUAUGUACUAAAUGAUAUAUCACUGUAUUUACCGCAGUGCAUCGUGGGAUAGAAUUGGGGGCGGGGCGGCGUAAGCCACGAGUAGGCAAAAUAAGGCCGUGUCCGAAUCACAUGACAGUGGCUUGGCAUUGCAUGCAACUUCAUGGAAACUGGCUGCGGCCAUGCACAACAAUAGACUCGUGUGUGAUUUCUAGCCGCAGCCAAGCGAUUCGGACAAGGGCUAACACAAGUUUCAUUCGAUCGCAUGAAAGUGACAGGCACAAUCCGACUGCAUUCAAUUGCAGAAGAUAAUCCUCCGGAAAAUUUCAAACGAUGAUUACACAGAACUAACUUUUUGAAUCGGAGACAAUCGCACUCACAAUGCUCUUAAUAACUCUACACUGAUGCCCCCCAUUCUAUCCCACCAACGCGAUGCGGCAAACAUGUGAUAUGCCACCUGUAUAACUAUUUGCCCCGUUUUUGAAGUUAAAAGUUUUAGCUAAAACACACUUUCCAGGAAAAGCCUUUUCAUGAAAGGCCCAGAUUCUUGUACAUCAAGACUGCUUGAGAAUUUGCACGAGCGAGGGUUUGAAGGUUCGCGGUAGAACCACGGGGCGUAUUUCUUCAGGGCUUCGUGUGGUUGCGAGAAGAGCCGACGAUCUCAACUUUGAGCAAAGUAAUCACCAGGAAAUAGGAACAGACCUUAAUUAAGAAGAGAAGCUCGAGUAGUGUGGUCCAAACUUCUACGCGUGCCGAUGUCAUAGGAGAAUCUAGACUACCAAACAAUCCAGUAUCUUUUUUAAAGUGUAUACUCAGUCUCAUUCCCACUUUAGUUUCAAUAAACUUCACUUCCAAGCUCCAUAAUCAUACGCAUAAGGUCGAGGAGCCUGGUUUUCUUAGGGUCAGAAUUUUACAUUACACCAUUCUACUCAUCUACGGUUCACUUGAGCUUGCUAAUACCCAUCAUUAAAGUAGCAAUAUCAAUUAAAGCCUUUUCUUCGCCUACCGGUGAUAUUAAGCCUUCCAUGUUUUUUUUAGAAUUCAUAUUUUUAUUUCUUAUAUUCUUUAAUUGGUAAUCCCUGAAAUCUCCAGUCAGAUAAUGACAGGGAAACAUCAAACGCAAGCCCGACCGGCACUGGGUGAUGUUAAAGAUCAGUUGGGUGAUUUUUCUGCAAAACUUCUUGGGUUUUUAUAACGUGUUACGUGUAACACGCUGUCGAAUGUGCUUCAUUACAGGGUAUAGUGAUGUAGUUUUAUUCACGUUCUGUGGAUGUUUGAAAACCAGUAAAUUAUGCUUUCUUUUCUGACAAUAUGUUGUCUAAAUUUGAUUCAUUUUGAUGGACUGGAUUGCGGAAGAAAGGCGAAAAAGAUUUCAAUGCCAUGUGAGUUUUUUUUGGACAAUGAACCAUCAAAAUGUUCGUCACCAUGAAUGCAUUCUAGUUGCAAUCCCCUUUUUCAAAGACGAAUAUGAAUUUUCGACAAGUUUUGCCCCUAGUAACACUUGGUAUUUUUUUUAUAAGUUGGAGGCUGUAUUUGAAACAAUUUGCAAAUUAUUAGAAUAAACUCUCCCCUGAAGAUUGUGAA
Messenger RNA from Acanthaster planci (crown-of-thorns starfish), 4809 nucleotides. Its product is annotated as helix-loop-helix protein 15-like. The record is from RefSeq and is a predicted model, not a curated record. NCBI's taxonomy places the organism in Eukaryota, Metazoa, Echinodermata, Asteroidea, Valvatida, Acanthasteridae. Gene Ontology annotation, molecular function: RNA polymerase II cis-regulatory region sequence-specific DNA binding; protein dimerization activity; DNA-binding transcription factor activity, RNA polymerase II-specific. Gene Ontology annotation, biological process: regulation of transcription by RNA polymerase II.